Molecule: messenger RNA, 2661 nt
Organism: Haemorhous mexicanus (house finch)
Lineage: Eukaryota; Metazoa; Chordata; Aves; Passeriformes; Fringillidae
Gene: TMEM59L
Product: transmembrane protein 59 like
Exons: 8
Coding region: 16-1038 (340 amino acids)
Source: RefSeq, a predicted model, not a curated record
CGCUCCGCGCCCGCCAUGGCGGCCCCGGCCCGCCGGCCCCGGGCCCUGCUCGCCCUCGGCCUGGCCCUUCUCGCAGCCGCCGCCGCCGCCGCCGCCGCCGCCGCCACCGACCCCUUCUCGCCGCAGCUGGGAGACACCGGCGGGUGCCGCGGGCAGUGCGGCCGCAGCCUGCAGCGCCGGGCCGCCGCCGAUGCUGUUCUCAACGCCUGUUACCGGGGCUGCCGGCUGUUCUCCAUCUGUCACUUCGUGGAUGCGAGCGCCGAGCUCAACACGACCAGAGCCGAGUGCGAAGCAGCCUGUGCCGAAGCCUACGGCAACGCAGAGGAGCAGUUUGGGUGCGUGACCGGGUGCCGCAAGCAGCUGCCCGAGGUGGAGGAGAGCAGGAAGGAGAAGAGCCUGGAGCUGAAAGCACCCUCGUUUUCCAUGUUGGAUUUGGUCUCCACCUUCUGCAAUGACAUCGUCAGCUCUGCCCAGAGCUUCAUCUCCUCCACCUGGACCUUCUACCUGCAGGCGGACGAUGGCAAAGUCGUGGUGUUUCAGUCCCAGCCUGAGAUGGAGUAUCCAGCAGCCGAGGCCCUGGAGAUCCAGCCAGCACAGCCGGGAUCGGGAUCGGGAUCCAGCCCUGGUGUCCCCCAGCCCCACACAGGCCCCCGGGCAAAGGGGGACAAGCCCCCCGUGAAGGAGCAGCGGGGCAAAGCCAAGGCGCAUCCCCCGGAGCCCCCGCAGCAGGAGCACGACUUCCUCGGCUGCAUGUCCAAGCGCUCGGGCCUUCCUCGCUGGAUCCUGGCCGCCUGCCUCUUCCUCUCCAUCAUGGUGAUGCUGUGGCUCAGCUGUGCCAGCCUGGUGACCGCCCCCGAGCAGCACGUCAAGACCCAGCCUCUGAGCAUCAACGGGGACAAGGAGUACCUGGAGGACCUGGACGGCCCCGGCGCCUUCCCGCUGCCGCCCGUCAUCACCGUCACCCUGUGCCCUGCGCACGGCGGGGAGGACGCGGGGCCGCUGCCUCUCAAGGUCGAUCUGGACAAGACCAUCCUGUAGCGCUCCCGCCCCUUCCCAUCGCCUCCACCUCCCUCUCACCGUCCCCACGGCAUCGCCCCCGAUCCCGCUCGGCUCCCCCCAGCUCCCGCAGGGGCACCUCUGGCUCCGGCCGGGUCCCGCUCUCCUCCCCGGGCACGGCCGCCGUGGGGGCGGCUCCAGGAGCCGGGCAGCGGCUCUGCCUCCCCCAGGGAUGUGCUGUGAGCUGGGAUCCUGGCUUGCAGAGCCGAGAGGGGAGCUGCCAGAGCGGGGAGGCCGGAGGGAGCCCGGCCCCGGAGAGGGACUCUCUGUCUCCUCCCGCCCGGAGCCGCCGGGGCCCCGCAGCCCUCCGGGCAUGGGUCCAGCGCUGGGCAGGAGGGAGCCGGCUGCGGUGGGGGAUGGAGAGUGUCUGCAGCCUUCUGAGCUUUGGCUCGGCACAUCCCCGGCCUCCCACCUUGGGCUGAGCCUCCGAGGCGCCGGCCCCGGCCCUGGGAACUCCCUUCCGCCGGCCGGAGCCGAUUGCCUCGGGGAGCCGAAACGUGGCGAAUGGAUUUGGUGUUGGCAGCCGGAGACGGGAGCGGAUCCCGCCGCCUCCGUGCCCACGCGAGCACCCAGCCAGCCCCUUUCCCGGAGCUGUGGAGGGGCCCUGGCAUGGCUCCUUCCCCUCCCUGCUCUGUGAUGCCCUUGGGGGAGCUGGCCCUGGUGCCAACAAGUUGCUGGUGGGACCAAGCAGGGGAUGAGGCGGCGUUUCCCUGACUUCAAGCUAGGACAGGAGGUGGGAGCUGCUGGGACGGCUCCAUCCUGGGCUCGGCAUCCUGUAGGGAUGGCUCCAUCCUGGGCUCAGCAUCCCUGCCCCAUGCUGGGAGCAGCCUGCGGGGCUGUAGCUGACGGCAGGACCCAGUCUCUGUGUCCCUGGGCUCCCAGUGCUGCCCUCAAAGUGGGCAGUGGGACCAAGCACGGCUCCCCUCAGCUCACCCUGGCACAGCCCCUGGGCAUGGAGGUUUCUCCCCGCUCCCCAUCUCCCCACCAUUCUCCACCACUCGAUUUCAUGCAUCGUUCCGUGGUUUGAUUUGCACCGGCAUGCGGCUCCUCGGCCCCCGGCGCCCCACGGGGACACCCCUGUGCCGGGAGGGUGUCGGUCCCGCCACCCCCGUGUCACCUAACACGUCUGUACAGAUUAACUUAUUACCCCCGACCCCCUCCCCUGGGUUUUUGGGCUCUCUCCGCGGGCCGGCGGCUCCCGGGGGCCGUGGUGUGGUGGGACCGGGGGCUCUCAUCCCCGUCCCCACCGGUUUUGUGCUGCUCCGUGUCACUUCCACCCAUCCAACAUAUCUGGGUUUGGGGAACCGGGUUGGGGGGAGGCGUGGGAGGGGGGGGGGUCUCGUGUCCGUUUUGGGGUCCACUUUUCGUUGUUGCUUUCCGGCUGCGUGUGAAGCUCGGUGCAGUCUGUGAUGUUCCGGCCGCGGCAGCUCCCCCGAUCCCCGGGCAGGAGCUCCGGGGACAGCGCGGCCGCGGAGCCCUCCCAGCCCCGGAGCCCUCCCGGCCCCGGAGCCCUCCCGGCCAUGUGGAGCCCUCCCGGCCUCGCCUCCGAAGGGCAAACCCAGCCCUGAGCUGGGAGGGGGAAUAGAAUAAAAGGUUUGUACCAGA